This is a messenger RNA of Scutellospora calospora, 282 nucleotides long. Lineage: Eukaryota; Fungi; Glomeromycota; Glomeromycetes; Diversisporales; Gigasporaceae. The record is from the annotation of a GenBank genome assembly.
AAUAGACAACAAAUUGAAGCUGCAGGAUUUUUAUCAAUAGACAUUGAAAAAAAUAGACUUUUUAAAGAUAUAAUGAAGGCAUACUCAUUAUAUUAUUCACUAGAACAGGCUCUACUAAAAACUCGAGUUUAUUUUUAUGAAAACGUAAUAUAUACAAUAACUAACCCAAAUAGUGACUAUUAUAAUAUAAAGUUGGAAGUUAGCGAGAUAGUUGAAGCUAAACUACAUAGAGAAAAUGAAUGGAAAUUUAGUAAAAUAACUAGUAUUAUUAAACAUUUAUAG